CUAUGUCCUCGGCUGAAAGUGUUAUUUGGUGUGAGGGUUUUGGGGAGGAGUUUUCUUUUCCUUUGUUUAUUUUCGGUCCAAGGUACAGUGCCAGGAGGAAGUCUGUUCACACCCUGAUCAACUUCCUGUCAGAUUCUGUUAAGUUGGCCAUUUGGCUAACAUGCAGAAACCAAACCCAAGGUGCCGGUAGCGUGGAGGAGGUGUGAGUUCUGCUGGGGCUGCUGAAGGCUCGGUUAAGGGUGGAGCACGCCUACUACAGUAUGAUGGACAAUAUGGGAGACUUCUGUCAGAGGGGGUAAAGGUCAGGAUGGCCCGGAGGACAGAGAGAUCACCGUCGUUCCUCGGAGGACAGACGCCGGCGCUGCGGUGAGUCCAGUCCGACACCCAGGACACCGGCUGCACCCCGGGGUGCAGCAGACCCCCCAUCCCCACCCCCCGGCUGCACCCUGGGGGUGGAACCUGGAACCAUCCCACCUGGGAGCCCCUGGAACCUGAAAGCCCCUGGAACCUGACAGCCCCUGGAACCUGAGAGCCCCUGGAACCUUGGAGACCUUACACACCUGGAGACCUGACUAACCUGGAGACCUGACUAACCUGGAGACCUUACCUGUAACGUGUUUGUUUGUUGGCAGAUGAAGGCGUCAGAACCGUCUCCAGCUGGACGUUUCCUCAGUCUGAGGGACAGAUGUCCUCGGCCUCAGGGCCUCUUCAGCCUCCUCAUCACCAAAGCGUGUCUGCUGGCUCUGCUGUUCGGAGUCGUCUGGUCCAUCACAGGAAGGGAGUGUUUACCUGGAGGGAACCUGUUUGGCAUCGUGAUCGUCUUCACCUGCUCAGUCCUGGGGGGGAAGCUGGUGGGGCUGAUCCAGCUGCCCAGGCUGCCCCCCUUCCCUCCACUGCUGGGGAUGCUGCUAGCUGGUCUGCUGCUCCGGAACGUUCCCUACGUCACCGACGCCAUCGUCAUCAACACCCACUGGUCUGCAGCGCUGAGGAACAUCGCCCUGUCAAUCAUCCUGACCAGAGCCGGCCUGGGCCUCGACCCCACGGCUCUGCGCCGUCUGAAGGCGGUGUGUGUCCGGUUGGCCAUCGGCCCGUGUGUGGUGGAGGCCUGCAUCAUCGCGGUGGUUUCUCACUUCCUGCUGAAGCUGCCCUGGGUCUGGGGCUUCAUCCUGGGAUUUGUCCUGGCUGCCGUGUCCCCGGCCGUCGUCGUCCCUUCAAUGCUGCUCCUGCAGAGAGAGGGAUACGGAGUGGAGAAGGGAAUCCCCACCCUGCUGAUGGCUGCUGGGAGUUUUGAUGAUGUAUUGGCUAUAACAGGCUUCUCCACCUUCCUGGGAAUCGCCUUCUCUACAGGUUCUACGUGGAUGAACGUACUCAAAGGUCUGCUGGAAGUGGUGGGAGGGAUCGUAGCCGGACUCGUUCUGGGCCUCUUCUUGUGCUUUUUUCCGAGCAAUGACCAGGAGGACCUGGUGUUGAGGAGGAGCCUCAUGCUGUUGGGUCUGUCCAUAUUUUCAGUCUUCUUCAGUCACGUUGUUGGUUUUGCUGGAGCCGGCGGCCUCUCUACGCUGGUGCUUUCGUUCUUGGCGGGUCUGGGAUGGAAGAGCCAUAAGGCUCCAGUGGCGGCGAUGGUAGGUCGGUCCUGGGACGUCUUCCAGCCGCUCCUGUUCGGUCUGAUAGGAGCUGAAAUCACCAUAGCAACCCUCAACGCCAGCACCGUGGGUCUGGGCGUGGCCUGCAUCAGUGCUGGUCUCGUCGUCCGUCUCCUGGUCACCUUCCUGCUGGUUCACUUCGGAGGAUUCAACCUGAAGGAGAAGCUCUUCAUCGCUGUGGCCUGGCUGCCCAAAGCCACCGUGCAGGCUGCUAUCGGCUCCAAGGCGCUGGACAUGGCCAGGGACAAGGAGGACCCGACUCUGAUCAAGUACGGUCUGGACGUGCUAACGCUAGCCGUGCUAGCCAUCCUGAUCACGGCUCCCAUUGGAGCACUGGGUAUCGGACUGGCGGGGCCCCGGCUCCUGGCCCAGCAUGUCAGAGCAGAGGAAACAGAGGAUGGAGCAGCGCCUCCUCGAGUCGAAGCGUCCACUCAUGAAAAAGAUGACGUGACUCUGGAGAGUCGACUUUAAACUUCUUAUGUACACAUUACAGACAGUAUGUAGAAGGUCUUUUGGUGUGUUCUUCACUUUGGACCUUCUAGAAGUGGUUACUGACUGUUUAUGGUUUAUAUGCAAUAAAACGUGAAUAAAACAUAA
This is a messenger RNA of Cololabis saira (Pacific saury), 2240 nucleotides long. Its product is annotated as sodium/hydrogen exchanger 9B2. The record is from RefSeq and is a predicted model, not a curated record. Gene Ontology annotation, cellular component: membrane. Gene Ontology annotation, biological process: proton transmembrane transport. Lineage: Eukaryota; Metazoa; Chordata; Actinopteri; Beloniformes; Belonidae. The coding region runs from base 633 to 2114 and encodes 493 amino acids. The transcript is spliced from 13 exons. Gene Ontology annotation, molecular function: antiporter activity.